CUUCCCACCACUUGCCAACAAGCACGCACGCGCCAGAGCAGCGCAACCAUCGACGUCUUCCCUCUUGUCCUCUUCAUUCCUUCCCCUCUCGCCUCUUUCGGAAUCAUCCCCUUUGAUCACUGCGCUGCGAGUCGCCCUCUGUGACGCCCGCUGAUGCCGCCUCGUGCACAUCUCCAUCGCACCGCUUCCUCCUCGUCCAUCUCGUCGAUCCACAGCGCAGACGGAUCCUCCUCUGCAAACACGACACACCAGCGUCGUCGCGAUCCCCAGCAACAGCAGCAGCAACACACGGCGUACGACAUUGAGGAGCCGUCCGACUACACACGCAAGUCGGCCCCGCGCGUCUCAUCGUCGAGCUCGCUGCGCAACAACUACCACACGCACGCCAAUCACCAGGCUUUCUCUUCUCCUCCUCGCACGGGACCCAGACGAAGCCUCGACAGGGACGACCAAGGAGACGACUCUGCAAACAACCUAGGCUCAAAUCCUUACAAGGUCAAGCGAAACUACCGCGACGAGUCGGGUGAUAUCCUUCCCUCGCCCGCAACCAGCCCUGCAGCAGCAUAUCGCUCCAACCCCUUUGAUUCGUGGGGAGCUCCUGCUAGCACGCACACAUCUCCUCGUAUUCCUACCUCUCCUGGAGGUGGUUUCGGCGCGUACAGCGGCACACGCCAGACUUCAGCCACCCACCAGCACUCCAAGCUUGCCAGCAGUUUCUUCGGCAACGAAGACGACGACGAGGGCGACUUUGAAGAGACGCCAUUGAACGACGACGCAGAAGCAUUUCGUAACGGCAGUCGAGCUUUCACGCUUGGAUCAAGCAAGAUGGAAGAAAAGAUGAGGGCAAAUGGCGCCAAGAGCGUCUAUGGGAGGGCAGGAUUGGCUCCGAUUGAGAGUGCGGCCAACGGCAAGGGAGGCAAUGGCACUGGUGUGAUGGCGACAAAUGACGCGGCAGCCAAGGGCAAGUACGCUAGUUUGCUGCCCGAGCAGGCUCCUCCUCAAAGUCCGCUCGACCGCAUCUCCGCUCUUUUCGACAACGAACAUUUCUGCACCGCCAUGUACUUCGUACUGAGUCUCAUCACUCGCUUGUACCGCAUCGGCAAGUCCUCGACUGUCAUCUGGGACGAGGCCCACUUCGGCAAGUUCGGCUCGCACUACCUGAAGCACGAGUUCUACUUCGACGUGCACCCGCCGCUGGGCAAGAUGCUUGUAGGUCUCGCUGGAGCCAUGUCCGGAUACAAUGGGAGCUUCGAGUUCAAGUCAGGGGAGUCCUACCCUGAGAAAAGCCAGUAUUACGUUGGCAUGCGAAUCAUCCUCGCUCUCUUCGGUGUGGUCAUGGUCCCCGUGGCUUGGCGCUCCUCCUCUGCCCUCGGUUGGAACAAGCGCAGUCGCCACUUGCUCGCCCUCAUGGUUCUCUGCGACAAUGCCUGGCUGGUCAUCUCGCGCUUCAUCCUACUGGACUCGAUGCUGCUCUGCUUUACCUUCACGACGGUGCACGGUCUCCUCAUGUUCCACCAGCAGCAGAAUCGCCCUUUCACGCAGAAAUGGUGGUUCUGGCUCACCUUCACUGGCCUCUCCAUCGGCUGCGUGAUGAGUGUCAAGUGGGUCGGCUUCUUCGUCAUGGCUCUGGUAGGCAUUUACACGAUCGAGGAUCUGUGGGACAAGUUUGGUGACCUCAAGAUGCCUGUGCGCACAUACGCUCGUCACUGGUGCGCCCGUGGGUUGUGCCUCAUUGCCAUCCCUGCAGCGGUCUACCUCCUGUCAUUCAAGCUGCACUUCCUCAUCCUCUCUGGCUCAGGACCAGGAGAUGCACAGAUGUCCUCCCUCUUCCAAGCCCACCUGCGCGGCAACGACUUUGCUCAGAACCCCCUCGAGGCCGCCUUUGGAAGCAAGGUCACCUUCAAGAACAUGGGCUACGGUGGUGGUCUGUUACACUCGCACAUCCAGACGUACCCGGUGGGAUCGCAGCAGCAACAAGUGACCUGCUAUCACUACAAGGACACCAACAAUGACUUUAUCAUCACGCCACGAUGGGAGGACAAGCCUCUUCCCCCUGCCGAAGACACGACUACCCCGCUCCGCAUGCUCACGAAUGGAGACACGGUCCGUCUCGUCCACGCUGCGACUGGUCGCAACUUGCACUCUCACAAAGUGGCCGCGCCUGUCACCAAGGAGAAUUACGAGGUCAGCGCGUACGGGAAUGCCACGAUCGGCGACUCUAACGACUACUGGGUCGUCGAGGUCGUUGAUGACAUGCAUCUGGGCAAAGUGGCGCCCGGUACGACGAUCAGAAGUUUGACAACGCGAAUGCGAUUCCGCCACCAGAACUUGGGAUGCUACCUGCGUGCGGCAAAUGCUGUUCUGCCGCAGUGGGGUUGGAAGCAGGUUGAAGUAUCUUGUGACAAGGAGAAUAAUCCUCGCGACGAUCACACGUACUGGAACAUCGAAUCACACUGGAACUCUCGUCUCCCUUCGGGCAACACGAAGCUGUACCGCUCUCCCUUCCUCCGCGACUUUAUCCAUCUUAACGUCGCCAUGAUGACGAGCAACAACGCUUUGAUCCCCGACGCGGACAAGGAGGAUAUUCUCGCCUCGAAGCCCUACGACUGGCCUUUCCUCUGGAACGGGUUGCGCAUGAACUCGUGGGCGGACAAUGCCACAUCUUACUAUCUGAUCGGCAAUCCGGUCAUCUGGUGGGGGUCGUCGAUUUCCAUCCUAGUCUUCCUGGGCACGCUCCUGUGGUACCUGGCAAGGAUGCAGCGACGCUACGCCGACCUGUCCCCCUCGGACUUUAACCAAUUUGUUUUCGUCGGCAAGAUUGGAUUCUUGGGCUGGUUCUUCCACUACCUCCCCUUCCUGAUCAUGGCGCGCGUAUGCUACAUCCACCACUACCUGCCGACGCUCUAUUUUGCCACAAUCCUUUAUGCGCACGUACUGGACCACUUCUUCUUCAACGCUUCGACGGCGCGCUACAAGGUGCCCGGCUCGAGUCAGAGGAGGCCGCUCAGUGAGAGGACCAAGAAUGUGGUGUUCUUGAUCGCGGCGCUUGCCAUUGUAGGGACGUUUGCGUGGUUCCACAAGACGGCCCUGGGGAUCGACGGACCCGUGUGGAAGUACAAGGGAAGGAGGUGGAGGAAGAGUUGGAACAUCUACGACUGAGGGGCUGGAGAGGACAAAGGGGAAGCCGCGAGUAGUUGAGGGCAACACGAAGAUGAAUGGAUGAGAGGGAACAAAGGGCAACAGGCCCUGGAACAGCGUAGACGCGGCGGGACAUAGCGCGAACAUGGCUCCCGUUGCGGGAUCAGGCCACGAU
Molecule: messenger RNA, 3313 nt
Organism: Jaminaea rosea
Lineage: Eukaryota; Fungi; Basidiomycota; Exobasidiomycetes; Microstromatales
Product: PMT-domain-containing protein
Exons: 3
Coding region: 154-3159 (1001 amino acids)
Biological process (GO): protein O-linked glycosylation via mannose
Cellular component (GO): endoplasmic reticulum; membrane
Molecular function (GO): dolichyl-phosphate-mannose-protein mannosyltransferase activity
Source: RefSeq, a predicted model, not a curated record